This is a messenger RNA of Helianthus annuus (common sunflower), 1431 nucleotides long. RefSeq names its product UDP-glycosyltransferase 85A8. The coding region runs from base 10 to 1431 and encodes 473 amino acids. The record is from RefSeq and is a predicted model, not a curated record. Gene Ontology annotation, molecular function: UDP-glycosyltransferase activity. NCBI's taxonomy places the organism in Eukaryota, Viridiplantae, Streptophyta, Magnoliopsida, Asterales, Asteraceae. The transcript has 3 exons.
CUAGUAGAAAUGGAAAAGCCACAUGCCAUAUUCAUCCCCUACCCAGCACAAGGCCACAUCAACCCCAUGAUGAAACUUGCUAAGCUCCUUCACUUAAAGGGAUUCCACAUCUCCUUUGUAAACACCCAUUACAACCAUAAGCGAUUUCUUAGAUCCCGAGGUCCCUCCGCCCUCGAUGGCCUGCCAGACUUCCGUUUCUACUCCAUUCCUGAUGGUCUUCCACCAUCUGAUGCCGAUUCCACCCAGUCAAGCCCAGACCUCUGUGUAUCCAUUCCAAAGCACUGCUUGGAACCUUUCUGUGAGCUUAUUACAAGGCUUAAUGAUGCAUCUGAUGUGCCACAAGUGACAUGUAUUGUUUCCGAUGGGGCAAUGAGUUUUACUCUCAAAGCUGCUGAGAAGUUUGGGUUGCCAGAUGUACUCUUUUGGACCUCGAGUGCUUGUGGGCUUUUGGCUUACGCUCACUAUCGUGAUCUUAUUCAAAAGGGCUAUAUUCCUCUCAAAGAUAUGGAUUACAUAACAAAUGGGUAUUUAGAAACAAGCUUAGAUUGGAUUCCCGGUAUGAAUAACAUUCGGUUAAGGGAUUUUCCAAGCUUCAUUCGAACCACAGACAUAAAUGACAUCUUGCUCAACUAUAUCAUGACUCAGGCUGAGGCUCUACCGAGAGGCUCAGCUGUUGUGCUCAAUACAUUUGAUGCCUUGGAACAAGACAGUGUUAAACCUUUAACUGCGCGGAACCCUCGAAUUAUCACUGUGGGGCCACUACACCUGAUGCAACAACAUCUGCAUGAUGAAGGGGUCAAACAAGUUGGGUCCAAUCUUUGGAAAGAAGACGCGAGUUGCAUCCAUUGGCUUGAUACGAAAGACGAUGGCUCAGUUGUUUUCGUGAACUUUGGAAGUAUUACAGUAAUGACGAAGGAACAACUAAUUGAGUUCGGAUGGGGACUCGCUAAUAGCAAGAAGGAUUUCUUAUGGAUAACCAGGCCCGACAUCGUUGGCGGAAAUGAGGUGGUGAUGCCACCGGAGUUCCUAGAUGAGACUAAAGGGAGAGGCAUGAUCACUAGUUGGUGUCCUCAAGAACAGGUUUUAAAACACCCUGCAAUCGGAGGAUUCUUAACACACAGUGGAUGGAACUCAACACUUGAGAGCAUUAGUAGUGGCGUUCCGGUUCUUUGUUGGCCAUUUUUUGCAGAACAACAAACAAAUUGUCGGUACAGUUGUGUGGAGUGGGAGAUUGGGAUGGAAAUCGAUACAAAUGUGAAAAGAAAGGAUGUGGAGGCACAAGUGAGGGAAUUGAUAGAUGGGGGGAAAGGAAAGAUGAUGAAAGCCAAGGUUUUGGAGUUACAAAAGAAAGCUAAAGAAGCAGUGGUCAAUGGUGGAUCCUCUUAUCUCAACUUUAACAAAUUAGUUACUGAAUUUCUUUUGAAAAAUUGA